Messenger RNA from Podospora anserina S mat+, 1584 nucleotides. RefSeq lists its product as uncharacterized. The record is from RefSeq and is a predicted model, not a curated record. Gene Ontology annotation, biological process: DNA damage checkpoint signaling; DNA repair; subtelomeric heterochromatin formation. Gene Ontology annotation, cellular component: nucleosome; nucleus. The transcript has 2 exons. The coding region runs from base 1 to 1584 and encodes 527 amino acids. NCBI's taxonomy places the organism in Eukaryota, Fungi, Ascomycota, Sordariomycetes, Sordariales, Podosporaceae. Gene Ontology annotation, molecular function: histone binding; histone H3K79 methyltransferase activity.
AUGAGUAUCUUCAACCAAAAAUCAAAAUUCAAAGUAAAAACCGAAGUCCGCGCCGUAAAGAAGACCCUCCCCGAAAAACCCAAGCCAAAACCUACCUCCGCCCCCCCCUCCACCUCCCGAAUCCCCUCCUCGGUGCGCGCAUCCCCCUCCACAACCUCAACACUUCGCGCAUCCCCCCUCCCGCCCUCCGCCCGCAAGUCCCAAAUUGGCUCCUCCCGCUACCUCGACCCAUCCUCCGCCCUGAAAGCCCCUUCCUCCUCUACAUCCAGCAACAGCCGAAAGCGACCUCGAGCCAGCCACUCCCCCGCCUCCCCGUCCUUCGACUCAGACUCCGAUUCUGACUCGGCCUCCGACGACGACUGGCAAGACCAGCUCGACCCACGAAAGCGCCUCAAGCGUCUCGAACAGCUGCGACGACAUGACCCCAACCGCCGGGUCCGCCACCCAAAGAUGUGGAAGGGCGACAGGGAGUCCGAAGGCGAGUUGCUGCCAAUAAUUCACGCCGUCGAAGUCGCCAGCCUCAGCGAAAAGUGCCAACCGGUUAUGGGACUGUCAAGAGAUGAGGUAGGCGUCCGGUUGCGCUACCCGGGCUCGAACCAUAGGGAGAAGUACGCUUGUUCUAUAUUAAUGUCUACCUUCUACAACUGCCAUCUUUUGUUCUCGACAAAGGUAUACGAACUGGUAAAAGGUAAAGACAAGAUCGAAGGCGCUCAAGACAUCCUGACCGUUGUCCGCCACGUCGCAUCCAUCUACCUCUCCGAAGAGGAAGCCCGCCCGUUUCUAGACCAAAACUCCGGCAUCUACCGCCGGUUAGAACGCUGCAAAAAUCUAAACGACGGCAAGGGUUUCAAAGAAGCGCUCAAAGAAUAUAGCGAAAGUCUGUUCGCCCUCCAGCGCAAAGGUGUGAUCGCCAAGAACCUAGAAAACAUGCGAGGAGUCCCGCAGGAACUCGUCGCCUUCAUCCUAGACCAGGUAUACGACCGCACCGUAGCCCCCAAAGUCGAGCUCCUCGCCAAGUACGAAAACGGCACCGACAACGUCUACGGCGAGCUCCUCCACCCCUUCAUCUCGGACAUUUUCGAGCGCACCCAACUGACCUCGGACAUGGUUUUUGUCGAUUUGGGAUCCGGCGUUGGCAACGUCGUGCUCCAAGCAGCCCUCGAAAUAGGCUGCGAAAGUUGGGGGUGCGAAAUGAUGGAAAACGCCUGCAACCUCGCCGACGCGCAGAAAAGGGAAUUCGCCGCCCGCUGCCGGCUGUGGGGGGUAGCGCCCGGAAAGGUCCACCUCGAGAGGGGCGAUUUCCGUAAGAACGAACCGAUCCUCGAGUCCCUUAAGCGGGCCGACGUGGUGCUGGUGAACAAUCAGGCCUUCACCUCGCAGCUCAACGACAACCUCGUCAACAUGUUUCUCGACCUCAAGAUUGGAUGCAAGAUUGUGUCGCUCAAGACGUUUGUGCACGACAACAAGCUGGCUGAGAACGAUGUCGCUUCGUCGAUCUUGGAUGUGGAGCAUUUGACGUACCCGGAGGAGUACGUCAGCUGGACGGGGGCGGCGGGGACGUAUUGUAUUUCGACGAGGAAGUAA